Messenger RNA from Acanthamoeba castellanii str. Neff, 987 nucleotides. RefSeq lists its product as uncharacterized. The transcript has 4 exons. Lineage: Eukaryota; Discosea; Longamoebia; Acanthamoebidae. The record is from RefSeq and is a predicted model, not a curated record. Bases 1 to 987 code for a protein of 328 amino acids.
AUGACGGGGCUGAUACAAAUGAGGACCAGGAGGAAGGAGAGAUUGAGGAAGGCCCUCAGACCAAGCGCAACAGGGGAGAAUUCAACCAUCUACUUCAAAGGCGUGGACAUCAACCAGGUGAAUGAUGUCCUGGAUGACCUCAAGGGAAUUGACACCCACUACGAGGUCAGUCAAGUGAUGCACAACAGGUUCACCAAGACCAUGUCUGUGGUCCUCAUGGCUACAGACACAGACAGGGUGACCAAGGCUCACCAGCUUGUGGAGCAGUGCUACAGCGGACCUGGCAAGUUCAGCCCAGAGCAUGCUUUUGAUGAGAAGGAGGUUGACCAAGCAGCCAUGGCCAUUCACACAGUCAAGCAGGAAGGCAAUCACAUCAUCUCCAACAAAGACUUUGUCAAGGCAGUCAAGGAGCUGUGCCACAAGAAGGAAGUCCUGUCCACCCUCAUCAACAAAGGAGGAGCUACCAUCAACUUCAACAACUACUUCUUCCAGCCAUGGCACAACUUCAGCCUCAAGCCCAUCAUCAUCAACAUCAAGCCAGUGCCACCACAGGUGAAGCCAAGCAAGCUGAGGGCGCUGGUCCACAAGCUCUGCAGAGUCCAUCUGGUAGACACUGAGUUCAUUUGUUGUGACAACACCUACCAGAGCUUUGUCAAGGGCACAGUUGCCAUGGAGCAGGACCUAGUGACCAUGCUGGAGCAUAUGAAUGUGGAGCUCUUCAUUGGCUGCCUGAGUGUCCAGUUCAGGAGGCAGAUGUCACAAGAGGAGUUCAAAAAGACCAGAGAGAAAUGUGACAAGUCUCAGGCCAAUGCUGCCAACUUCCAGGCCAACAAGGCUGCCCAGGAUGCGGCCAGAAAGAUUGAGCAGGCCAAGCAAGCAAGAGCCAUCAAGCAGCAGGAGGCCAGAGCUAGGGAGGCAACCACAGCCAUGCAGCACAGGAUCCAAGAGCACAUGGCACAGGCCACAUUCCACCAGCAAGACCCCUAG